This is a messenger RNA of Melanaphis sacchari, 2891 nucleotides long. RefSeq names its product shootin-1. The transcript is spliced from 13 exons. Bases 597 to 2669 code for a protein of 690 amino acids. The record is from RefSeq and is a predicted model, not a curated record. Lineage: Eukaryota; Metazoa; Arthropoda; Insecta; Hemiptera; Aphididae.
UUCUGUGGUACUUGUGCGCGCACGUUAUCGCGGUAGGUAUGUCGUAUGUGCCACAUGCGGUUAUGAACGGUUGUGAACAGUUUAGUUGUUACUUGUUACUUGUUCAUCUUAGUCGUUUGACGAAUGUGGUUAACGUUGUGUUUAUUAAAUUAAUAGUAGUAUUUACGUUUGUUGUUUCGAAGCGGUUUGGUCGGUUUUCGAUUGUGGGUGUUGGAAAAGAUUAUAAAUCCAACAGAUUUUUACAAUACAUUAAAUUAAAGACGCUAUAUGAUCACUCCGACGCGUGUUUUCUCCGAUCGGAUGUGCGAAUCGAAUGUGAAUUAAAUUCCUGAGUUCGAAUAUGACUCGAUGACGCCGGAAUUUUCUUUUGUGACCGUCGCCAUACACACUGCACAGGAUUAAUAAACUCGGACCCCGCCACAAACAGCACGAUUCAAUGUGAAUAUCGGAAUAUUCCUCGGUCGGCGAGACUGCGACGUAUAUUAUAUACGUGUAUACUAUUAAAUUAACAAUACCUACUUACGAUAGUUUACUCAGUGGCACUGGUAAUGGUUUCAAGACAUUUUAGACGACGAUAAGAACACAACUCGUCCAUAAUGAGUGUGCAAAAUCUUCGGAACAAGUUCAGCCAGAACAACGGAUCAGUUCCAUACAACCCACCAGGGUUGAGUUAUGGAAAAUCCGAUUCCACUCAAAACAAUAAUAACAACAAACACCAUCACCACCAAAUAUUGAAUUAUCAGAUGCAAAACGGUGGCAGUGGACGGUUCAAGACGAUUCGCGAGGAGCCGGAUGCACCGGAAGACUGUAGUAACAAGCCGGUGGCGACCAAGAACAACAGUUUUCUGCAAAGUUAUUUAGCGAGUGAGAUGACGAGGAACAGUGGUUCGACCGGUAAUGGAAGUAAGCCGAUAGCUGCGGUACAGGUGCCGGUGCACAAUCGGUUCAUCGCCUGUAAGUCGUCACCGACGGCGGAAGUUGCGUCGAAACUUGCGGUCAAGUCCUCUCAGGAAAGCUGCACAACAAAAUUGUCAUUUGGUGAGGUGAAAUCGUCAUUAAAGUCUCCAACCGCUCCUGUGCAUCCGCCCAAACCAAUCGGUGCCAAACCGAUACUUCCGCCGCUGCUGCCGGACAGUACUCCACCUAGGUUAUCUGUCAAAUCUUCACCGGUCCUAAAUAGCAACAUCAGUCCUGUACCAACCUCCGAGGAUAGAUGGAAGAACAAAUACGACGAAACGGAAACAAAGCGAAAGAGUCUUUUGAUUCAGUCUCAAAAACUGUUGAGAGAAAAGUCGGACAUGGAACGUCAAGUGGCGAAGCUGCGAACCAAUCUCGAAUUGUCGAAUAAAGAUUUAUCGGAAAAGACCUUGCAACUCUCUCAACUAAGGAAUCUUUCAGAAGCAAUGUACAAGGAAUACGACCAAUUAAAACAACAAUACGAACUCGAGACAACUACGUUGCAAAAGGCGAUGGAACGAGCUUCGCAGUGGUAUAAGCAAAAUCGUGAACUAAAAAGAAGGAGCUCGGCGUUAAUGCAAAAAGUAAUGUCCGUGGCACCGUCCUCGUUGGAUGAUUUAGCAGACGACACGGAUGGUAAUGAAAACGAUACGGACAACAACGACAUCGAAAUAGAAGAACUGCGGAAAACUGUCAAAGAGCUUACUCAAGAAGUUUCGAGGCUACAAGCAGAAUUAAAUAAAAUAAAAUUACAAGAGUUUGAAGCCCAAGAGCAGACAGUAGACUUGACUUCUGAAUUAGAGGAAGAGCGUAGGGCGCGAAAUCGUGCUGAACAAGAACUGAAAGAAUUGAAAAUGAAACACAACAAUUUGGAAUCAGUUAGCCGUAAAGUAGUUGAAGAGACAACUGUGUUACACCAACAGUAUAAGAGAGAAAAAGAAGAAGGCGUAAAGAUACGAAGUGAUGCAAAUAAAGUAAAGUCUGAAAGAGAUGUACUUGCCAGGCAAAGCCAAUUGUUGAUGAUGGAUGCUGCAUCGGAUGAAAAGAUUAUGAAACUUUUGUUUGAGAUAGAACAAUUGCAAAGAACACUUAACCAAGAGAGGCAAGAGCAUAUCGAACAGUUAAAAGAUUUACAUGAAAAGUUGGAAUCUCAAAGUGAAUCUGAACAAAUUGAAUUGUACGAAGAGAAGUUAAAGUUAAUCGAAGCAGAAUUACUAUGUUCUCAGCAGAGAGUUGACAUUGCUGAAUCUCGGGUUGAAGAUCUUGAGAAACAACUUCGAGAAACUAAAACUGUAGUUGCAACAUCCCAGUGCAAACCUCCACUACCACCACCAGCUCCACCGGCACCACCACCACCACCACCACCUCCACUGAUGGCGUUGCCGGGGACGACCAGCGGCAUCAAGUUGAAAACGGUUAGCUCGCUGAACCAUAACUCUAAUGCCAUUGAAGAUUUAGGGAAUUACUUGGGACUGCCACUAGCUACUCCCAAAGGCCCUCAAGUCCAGAACGGUGCCAUUGAUGCAAUAAUCAACCAGAUAAAAGGAGGUCGUUUCAGUCUGAAAGCCACAGACAAGGAGAAACAAACUCUGGUCAAAAAACAAGAACCGCAGCCAGUUGUCAACGAGAUGAUGAAUGUUCUAGGCACAUUGCGCCGGAAUCCCAAACGGAGAGCUAGUUUUAAAACAGCACCUGCCGACGUGGCACUAUAAUAGUAAUUGAAAUAUUUUUACAGUCCAUAAUUGUCUUCAUGUCUCGUUCAAAACAAUUAUUAUAAUUAUAAAUAUAUAUAAAUUAUUUUGUUCCUCGAAUAUAUGUGUGUUUGUGUGCUCGAGUAUACUCGACAGACAUUUUCACUACUCAUUUAAAGAAAAAAUUGUCAUUUUAUUGUACAUAAUAUAUUACAUAUAAAUUUAUAUAAUCCUGUUGCUAUA